UGAAGAAGAAGAAGAAAGAAAGUGACACAAAUCGGACUCUCCGUUCAUCGCCGUUAUUUGAAGGGGAGGGAUCAAAUGGAUAACAUUGUGGACUCAUUGAACAAAGCUUAUGAGAAGUUUGUUCUUGCUUCAGCUGGUGUUCUUGAGUCUAAAGAGAGUGCAGGUGGACAAAAAGCUUUGCUCACUGAUACUGCGUUGGAGAAUUUCAAGGAGAAAUGGGAACUGUUCCGUGUGGCUUGUGAUCAAGCAGAGGAGUUUGUGGAGUCAGUUAAGCAGAGAAUUGGAUCUGAGUGUUUAGUUGAUGAGGCUACUGGUUUAACUACUACUGCAGCAGGUGGCCAAGCACCAGCAGCGGUGACUGGUGCUGCGACUAGUCUCCCUCCCAUUAGUGCAGUAAGGCUUGAACAGAUGAGUAGAGCGGUUCGAUGGCUUGUUCUUGAGCUGCAACGUGGCUCUGGUGUAGCUCCUGGUUCUGUUCAUUCAUCCUCUACCGGGUUUGAUUCUAGAUUCUCUGAAGACUCGACUCAAUAGCGUGCCUAGUUAGUGUUAAGUUCGACAACCGCAGCUCCAUAACUCUCGAGUCAGUCGUUGUGAUGGGAAGAGUGGCCUAAUCAGUGUUAUGUUCUGUUAUUUCAUGGGAUUGAGCCAAGCUAGAAGCAACACUGGGGGUAUCAUUUAGGACUUAUGACUCUUACUAAAUAUUGGGCUUUUUAUUCUGAAUCUCAAGUAAAGAAGCUGUUCUUUUUUUGUGUGAUUCUUCAUAUGUUAUUAUGUUUCUGUUGUUUCAAAAAGAAUACUAAUUUUGAUCUUGUACAUGAUGUGUUUUUGGUUUUGUAUUAACCAUGAUUAUCAAGAGUUUAAAAAUGUAAACGAACUAGUAUAAUUUUGAGUUUUGAUUACC
Messenger RNA from Arabidopsis thaliana (thale cress), 901 nucleotides. RefSeq names its product mediator of RNA polymerase II transcription subunit-like protein (gene MED32). The transcript has 2 exons. NCBI's taxonomy places the organism in Eukaryota, Viridiplantae, Streptophyta, Magnoliopsida, Brassicales, Brassicaceae. Gene Ontology annotation, biological process: cold acclimation; regulation of DNA-templated transcription; leaf senescence. The record is from RefSeq and is marked reviewed. Gene Ontology annotation, cellular component: nucleus; mediator complex. Bases 76 to 531 code for a protein of 151 amino acids.